Molecule: messenger RNA, 1755 nt
Organism: Mauremys mutica (yellowpond turtle)
Lineage: Eukaryota; Metazoa; Chordata; Testudines; Geoemydidae
Gene: BRIX1
Product: biogenesis of ribosomes BRX1
Exons: 10
Coding region: 23-1114 (363 amino acids)
Biological process (GO): ribosomal large subunit assembly; rRNA processing
Cellular component (GO): nucleolus
Molecular function (GO): rRNA binding
Source: RefSeq, a predicted model, not a curated record
CAGCACGCCGGCUGCCAGGACCAUGCCGACGAAGCGCGGCUUCCGGUGGGGGUCACGUGUAAGCAAGAUGGCGGCGGCCAAGAGGAAGCGUGGCGGUGCUGAGGCCCGGCCGAGGAAACGAGCCAGAGGGGCUCCGAACGGGACCGGGCUGCCGGCCAAGCCAAGCCCGCAGGGAGCGGAGAGGGAGGAGCACAGCAUCCCGGCUCCCGUCUCCAAGGGUAAAUGGAAAAACAAAGAGCGGGUGCUUAUUUUCUCUUCUAGAGGAAUAAAUUUCAGAACAAGACAUCUAAUGCAUGACUUGCGAACACUGAUGCCACACUCUAAAGCAGACACUAAAAUGGACCGUAAAGACCAGCUGUUUGUAAUUAAUGAGAUUUGUGAAAUAAAAAACUGCAAUAAGUGCAUAUAUUUUGAAGCCAAAAAGAAACAGGAUCUCUACAUGUGGCUUUCAAAUUCACCUCAAGGACCAUCAGCCAAAUUUUUAGUACAGAAUAUUCAUACCCUGGCAGAACUGAAGAUGACUGGAAACUGCCUGAGAGGCUCACGACCUCUUCUGUCCUUUGAUCCGGUGUUUGAUCAAGAGCCACACUAUGCUCUGUUAAAAGAGUUGUUUAUUCAGAUUUUUAGUACACCACAGUAUCACCCCAAAAGCCAGCCUUUUGUAGAUCAUGUAUUCACGUUCUCCAUCACAGACAACAGGAUCUGGUUUCGAAACUAUCAGAUCAUGGAAGAAGAUGCAUCUCUUGUAGAAAUUGGACCUCGUUUUGUUUUAAAUCUCAUCAAGAUUUUCCAGGGCAGCUUUGGAGGACCAACUCUAUAUGAGAAUCCACAUUACCAGUCUCCAAACAUGCAUCGGCGGAUUACAAGAUUGGCUGUAGCUGCUAAAUUCAGAGAAAAACAUCAAGUGAAAGACCUGCAGAAACUUAGGAAAAAAGAAGAAAAGACAAUUAUUCCAGAAGAUCCUACUGAAACUGUCUUUGACACUCCAGCAGAGGAAAAGCCAUUGGAAAUAGAGUUGGUGAAACCUGUGCUAAAAGUCAAUUUGAAAAAGAAAAAGAAAUUAUUUCAACGACAAAGGAAGAGGCAAAAAAAAAAUUCCAGGGUGGGAGUGUAAAAUGUCAGUGGAAAAAAAUGAAGCAGACUUCAAAAGUCAUCUGUUAGUCUUGCAUACUUAGGUUUUUAGCUAUAUUUCAGAGCUAUCUUGCAUAUGAUCUUGUAUCUUUUUUUUUUUUUAAAGUCAGCAGCUGCUUGCCACCAACUUUGAGUAAAUGAAAAAUCAGAUGUGGAUUUCUUCUGCUCUAGGACUCAUCUUAUCUCAGACUGUUUUUUAAAUAAAAUUGGUUGGUAUUUUUGUUGUACAUAUGUCUUCCAAAGAAUAGAUACAUUAAUACCUUAUAAGGCUUUUAGAGAAAUAUGGACGUUUUAGGGGGAAGGUGUUGCAGGGCAGCAACAAGAGGUGAAUAAGAAAGUCUGACCAAAAAUUUCUUACAAUUGAAAAUUAAUCUUGUAUGGGUCAGUAAUUUUGGGUUUUUGGGGGGGAGCACUACCUAAAGGAGUUUGGGUGCUUUCCCCUAGCCAUAGUUCAGAAGUUUAGUUCCCCAGCAGUAGCCAAGAUCUUACAGUCUACAUUACAUUUGACAUACAAGUACACUUUCUCUUUAAAAGAUGCAACAUGCCUACAGUAUUGGUUCACUUUUUCUUGGCCAGUUACCAACCCUAUCCCAUGGUUCUUGGAGAAGAGAAAGGAUUAUGUGA